This is a messenger RNA of Cryptomeria japonica (Japanese cedar), 942 nucleotides long. RefSeq lists its product as uncharacterized. NCBI's taxonomy places the organism in Eukaryota, Viridiplantae, Streptophyta, Pinopsida, Cupressales, Cupressaceae. The coding region runs from base 1 to 942 and encodes 313 amino acids. The record is from RefSeq and is a predicted model, not a curated record. The transcript has 3 exons.
AUGGAAAAUGAGGUGAAGAAGGAUGCAAAUAGUAAUAAUGAAAAACCUAUUUGUGCCUGUUUUAAUAAUCAAAUAGAAAGUACUAAAGAAGAAGAGCAAAGGAAAGAGGCAAAUGUGCAAAAACAUGAUCCAGAGGACCAGCAAGGAGGGCCUAUUAGUCAGGAUAAAGUAGAGGAGAGUUCCAAUGACGAUGCCUCUGCCUCAUCUUAUACAAAAGCAAACAAGGAAGACUUCAAUGAAGCGCAAGAUUACAACAUUUCUGAUUUUGAGCCUCUUUUGGAAAGGCAAGAGAAAGCUGAAGGAAGGCGGACCCAGCCAGGAAGAGUCGACUCGGAGCAAAAAAACAAGAGCACAACUGGGAUGAAAACCCAAGAUGACAAGAAUGACACAGAGGAAACUGGAAAAGAUGGCAAUGAAAUGGAAAUGGAUGAGUCUGGAGAUGAGGAAAGUUGGAAAGAUGAGGACGUGGGUGCAGAGGAAGAUGAAGCUGAGGACGUGUCCGACCAAGAUAGUCCAAUUCACAGUGCUAGCUUAGGCAAUGACAAUAACCAGCCUAUGGUGGAGAAGGAUGAUAAGGUUAAUGAGGAAAAAGAAAUGGAUUCUGAGAGGGAAAAGAAUAAGGAACCAAAGAAGGAAACGGCUAAGGAUAAUCUGAGUAAGGAUAAGGAGUGUGCUGGAGAAGGUUCUCCCAAACUAGUUGUGAACCUUGACAUUGAUGAAGAUGCUAUCGAGACCGGGAGCGGGGAAGCUACACCUGGUGGAGCAGCAAAGAGAACUAGGGCGAGUGUGAAGAAAGUUGUUGCGGCGACUGCUAAGGAUAUCCCUAAUAUUAGGGAUAAUAUCAAAGAUCUAUAUGGGAUUAGCAAUAACUUGGCUAAUGCCUUGAAAAACAUAAAUUACUUCCUUUUCUGUGCUUUGUCUGGUUUGGUUGGUUUUCGCUAG